This is a messenger RNA of Anisakis simplex (herring worm), 921 nucleotides long. Lineage: Eukaryota; Metazoa; Nematoda; Chromadorea; Rhabditida; Anisakidae. The record is from the annotation of a GenBank genome assembly.
AUGGUCGUAAUACUGGUGAUGCUCUUAUUAGUUAAUGUCGCUUUGUGGCUUCAAGUUCAAGCAAUUGUUCCAACAAGAAUGGAAUAUGCAAAUCUUGAGCAAGAGAUUAGUAAGGUAUAUGGAUCAUCUGCCAAGGCGCCGCCAUUCACCUAUGUUCUUGUGACGAAUUUUAUCACUCUAACGAAAAUUGAAAACAUUGCUGUGGAUGAGCUGAUCCUCUAUGGCGAUAUACAACUGAAGUGGCACGAUGAAUCGAUAGCAUGGGAUCCAAGAAGUUUCAAGAAUAUCACCUAUACUCUCCUGCACCCAACGACAAUCUGGUAUCCACGACCGCAGUUCCUUAAUAUUCGCUACACGACUAACGAUCAGUUGAUCGAGGUCGAUUACAAAGGAAAAUGUCAAUGUCGAAUACAUUUCUCCAUUACAAUAAUGCGAACAUUCGCUCAACGAAUUCUCCUCCAAAUUCAAGUCGGUGAAGACGAAGCCUCUGUCAUAUUAAGCCCUACGCAACUAAAAGUGGUCGAACCGUCGGCAUUAGAAGGUAACGCCAUCAAGAUUGCAUUCGUUGACCAAUGGCACGACAAACGGUUAUCCAAUGUACUUAACAUUUUACUGAAUCUCUCUCAACAGUGCAGACGGGACGUUAAAAGAACAUUGAUGAAGUUUUCACGUUUCGUUGCUCAAAUGAGCACAUUUCUGGUAAAACCUCAAAAUGUGCAUCGUAUUACGAUUGCCCUACUAUCAACAUUACUAGCAUUGAAAGAACACUCGUUUGUUGAUUGCAUUCGUCCGUCAGGUUCUAGCAGUGACUCCGCUGGUCAAGGCCAGAAAAAACUAAUAUAUGUGAUGCACGAUAAUCAAUUUCAUAAGUGCCUCACUUUUGACGACAUCAACGAUGAUGACCUUGUUCAUAAUGGUUAA